Monopterus albus (swamp eel) is the source of this 3194-nucleotide messenger RNA. Its product is annotated as forkhead box protein G1-like. The record is from RefSeq and is a predicted model, not a curated record. Gene Ontology annotation, cellular component: nucleus. Gene Ontology annotation, molecular function: DNA-binding transcription factor activity; sequence-specific double-stranded DNA binding. Lineage: Eukaryota; Metazoa; Chordata; Actinopteri; Synbranchiformes; Synbranchidae. Gene Ontology annotation, biological process: regulation of transcription by RNA polymerase II.
CUCCUCUCUGUCACGCUUUCGUUUCCAGUCUGGAUAACGGAGGCGGACGAGCUUGGAGUUGUUAUUAGUUUGCAUUAUUAUUCAUUCCUCGUGUUUGGGAGACCCGCCACCGGGCAUGGAGGACGUAAAAGACCCGCCGACCGUCCACCGGUCCUCCUCCUUCAGCAUCAAGAGCCUCCUGCUGCCAACCAAGUGCGACAGAGCGGACUCCGUUGCUGUUGCUGCCGCCGCCGCGGUCACCGGAAUCCCCGGGACCCUCCCUCUCUCUCCGGGCUCCGACUCUGAAAAGUCGCUGGAACCACCGGAGGUGGACUCCACGGCCGCGGCUCUGGACCUGGAGAAACCGGGGAAGGAGGAACGGGGGGAGGAGGAGAACGAGGACGUGGGGGGAGACGGAGGACAGGUCGGAGCCAAGGCAACACCGGGGCAAAAUACUGACGGGAAAAACGGAAAACAUGACAAGCCUCCGUUCAGCUACAACGCCCUGAUCAUGAUGGCCAUCCGGCAGAGCCCCGAGAAGAGGCUCACGCUGAACGGCAUCUAUGAGUUCAUCAUGAAGAACUUCCCGUAUUACCGGGAGCACAAACAGGGCUGGCAGAACUCCAUCCGGCACAACCUGAGCCUCAAUAAGUGCUUCGUUAAGGUGCCCAGGCACUACGACGACCCGGGGAAGGGCAACUACUGGAUGCUAGACCCGAGCAGCGAUGACGUCUUCAUCGGAGGGACUACCGGGAAGCUCCGCAGGCGCUCGGCCACCUCCCGGGGAAAACUGGCGAUGAAGCGCGGGCUGCGCUUCGCACCGCUCGGCUUGGGGAUUAACGAGCGGGCGAACAACCCGCUCUACUGGCAGAUUUCUCCGUUUCUCUCCCUGCACCAUCACCACCACCAUCACCCACACUACAACGGAUCCUCACCCGGGUUUCUGAACCAGGCGGCCAGCUACGGGUCGCUGCUGCCCGCCGUGGAGCAGCUCAGCAACGGGGACCUUGGGCGCACCAUUCUCGGCGGGUCGGCCGCCGGGACGCUGGGCUUGACGAACGGUUACGGGAUGAGCACAUCGCCGGUCGGACUGCUGUCUGGGUAUUUUGUGUCAGGGAACCAACACGCUGCUGCCGCGGCACCGGGAGGGCGGCCCCCUCCUCCAACGCCUCCACAUCUCCAGCAGAACGCACAGGGGUUCGGCGGCCUGGCGACCAGCAGCUCCGCGCAGGCCCUGCUCUCAGACUCCCUCAGAAACAGCUCCCUACCCGCCUUCUCCCCUGGCGUGUCUGCGGGGUUUCCUGGGAUGCUGUCCCAUCAAAAGAGGGUAACCCCAAAUGCUUUCCUAAACUGACCCCCCCCCUCCCCCGUCACCUAUCCGUGGAUGGCACCGGGGCGAGGACGCACAAAAGAUGGCGUGCUAAGGGCAAACAAUAGACGGCAACUAUAAAACACUGAUUACAAAAAUGGAUAUGAAGUGAAACCUUCUGGCCACGUUCCGCCCCGAAGUGCAGCGGGUUGGUUUCGGUUCUUUUUAGGCAUUUUAUUGAAAAGGGACAAACUUGUUACCGCGGGUUGUACAGCUGUAGACUUGCCAAAGGUAACGCGCUAAGUAUAUUUCAAGCUAUUUAUAUCGUGUACAAAGAUUUUCAGUACUUCAUUGAGUCUUUUAUUUAUGUUUUGUAUUUAUUGUAUAAUGUAUUUAAAUUCUAUUUGCCAGUGUACAUUCGUUCAGUGUCGAGGGGAUGAAGUGAGACCUACAGGGUAAAUCAUUAUUUAUGCAUUUUGAGACAAUCAAUCUCUUUCGGGAGGAAAAACCUUUGGAUAAAUACUUAACGAAUAAAUAAAGCCUUAAAAUCAGCAGAAACAAUCAGGGUUUUGAGAGGAAAGGCCUAAAAGUCAUAUCUGUACUCAGGUUGGACCCAGGACAGGCCCGAUGUUAAUAUGAACAACUGUUCUCUGAACAAACAAGUAAAUAAACCGAUGUUAUUGUUUUGGCAGAACGACUCUUCAUACUAAAUUAUGCAAAAACGGCGCAGCUGUAACAGGUUUUCUGUUCCUCAUCAGAGCCCAGACUGUCACUGUGUGCGUGUGUGUAGGCCUCAAUGAGCGGAAACCUCCUGCGCAUGCGCGCUAAGGGCCACGUACAAACAUCCUAAUGUUAAAAAUAACAUAUCUUUUGCCGCCUCCACCUCGUCUACCCGGAAACCUGCUCCGGGUUUAAAGUGUCCGGAGGAGGCUGAGAGCAGGAGGCCUCUGCAUCAUCUACUCUGAGCGCGCACACGCACUAUAUGCAGAUCCCAGUUUUGCUUUGCCAAAAAAACAAAAACAGGCUGUUGAAGCCUGAAGCUUCAGUCUUGACCAUACAAACGUAGUUUUAUAAAGUGAACUUUGCCAGAGCUUUCAGCCGCAUGUCACGGUCUUCCUCCACAGAUGGCAACGCUGAGACUUUUAGUUUUUAAUGGUCAGUGGGGCUUUUUCAGCCAAAUGAUCCAAAUGAAAGCGUUUAAUCCUUCAGUUUGCACUAAAAUCAUGACAAUCGGAGAUACGAGGCCUUCAGCCAACUGCAGGGACAAAUGUGGAACAAAUGUUUUCAUUUAGAUUUUUGGUGAGGGGAGUAAAACCUGUGCAGAAUCAUGUGACCUCAACAGGAGGCGGCCAUUUACAGCGUGACACCGAGGUUUUAGUAAAAUGACAAAAUGUUCCAAACAUAUUUUAGUUUAAUGACAUUUCUUUAAUUAGAAAUGGUCACAUUUGGACUGUAUUUCAACACGUGGCAGGUUCCAUUAGUCGCAGCCUUUUACAGCAUUAAGGCCAAAUAUUUCGGUUGUUUUUAACGUGCGUGGCUGAACGCACUGACUUUACACUGAGUUUAAGUUGGAAGCUGCUUAUAUCAAUCAGAUUUUUCUCAGAUUCUAAAAACUAUGCCUCAGUCAAUAAUUCCCUUGAAAUGUGUGUUUGCUAAAAUGCACCAGUUUAAUUCCAUAAAUCAUAUGAAACAAACCAGCAGUUUGUUUUAUUCACAUCUCUGGUUUAGUGCUAAAUAAAAAAACAACUAUUGGAAGAAGAAACCUUUCUGUGCACGUACAACGUUUUAAUCUACAUUAUAACGUCAUGAAAAGCAGAUCUACGUGCACUGACCUCAGCAAAGCACCAAGGGACCCUCACAUCAGCAGGAGCCUCGAGGCCGCAGCAGAAAAACAGGAAACGUGUGA